UGGUUUAGGACUCGUGUAUCCAAUACUGAUGUUUAUAAACCUACCGUGAGAAAGAAACGCUACUCUGUGCUCGACUGGUUUUGUCUUUUCCAAGAUGGCGCUGUAAAAGCCGAGGUUUGUUUUCCAUGGGUUCAAAGUAUGUUAAAGUGCAUUAACCGACCGGCCCAGUUCACCAGAUAUCUACAGGCAGCAGGCGGUGGUUUCACUUUCAACCAAAACUUUAGGCUUGUGUCAUCCUUGCCUCUCAGAAUGACCGACCCAGCUGUGCAGAGGGUGGUCAGCGAGAUCAUUCGCUCCCCAGAGGACAAACGGGUUUACAGGGGUCUUGAGUUUACCAAUGGCCUGAGGGCCAUUCUCAUAAGUGACCCCACUACAGACAAAUCCUCCGCUGCUUUGGAUGUCCAAAUAGGUUCAUUAUCAGACCCAGGAAACAUCUCGGGCCUGGCACACUUUUGUGAACACAUGCUCUUCCUGGGAACAAAGAAGUACCCCAAGGAGAACGAGUACAGCCAGUUCCUCAGUGAGCAUGCGGGCAGCUCCAACGCCUUCACCAGUGGAGAGCAUACAAACUAUUACUUCGAUGUUUCCCAUGAGCACUUGGAAGGAGCACUAGAUAGGUUUUCCCAGUUCUUCCUGUGCCCACUGUUCGAUGAGAGCUGCAAGGACCGGGAGGUGAACGCUGUGGACUCUGAACACGAGAAGAACCUGAUGAAUGACGCCUGGAGGCUGUUUCAGUUGGAGAAGGCAACAGGCAAUCCGAACCACCCCUUCAGUAAAUUCGGAACAGGUAACAAACUGACCCUGGAGACCCGACCGUCCAAAGAUGGCAUCGAUAUCCGCCAGGAGCUCCUGAAGUUUCAUUCUACAUUCUACUCAUCCAACCUGAUGGGACUGUGUGUGUUAGGAAGAGAAUCAUUAGACGAGCUGGCCUCCAUGGUGGUGAAGCUUUUUGGAGAAGUAGAGAACAAGAACGUGCCUAUCCCAGAAUUCCCCGAGCACCCCUUCCAGGAGGAACACCUCAGACAAUUCUACAAAGUGGUGCCCAUUAAAGACAUCAGGAACCUGUAUGUGACUUUCCCAAUCCCAGACCUUCAGAAGUACUACAAAUCUAACCCCGGACAUUAUCUAGGGCAUCUGAUCGGUCACGAGGGGCCGGGAAGUUUGUUAUCAGAGCUGAAAUCUAAAGGCUGGGUGAACACUCUUGUUGGAGGGCAGAAAGAAGGAGCCAGAGGAUUCAUGUUCUUUAUCAUAAAUGUGGAUUUGACUGAGGAGGGCCUCUUGCACGUAGAGGACAUCAUCUUCCACAUGUUCCAGUACAUCCAGAAGCUGCGUACUGAGGGACCUCAGGCGUGGGUGUUUGAGGAGUGCAAGGAUUUGAACAAAGUGGCCUUCAGGUUCAAGGACAAGGAGCGACCCCGCGGCUACACCUCCAAAGUGGCCGGUUUGCUACACUACUACCCUCUAGAAGAGAUUUUAGCUGCAGAGUACCUUUUGGAGGACUUCAGGCCAGAUCUGAUUGAGAUGGUUCUGGAUAAACUGAGACCAGAACACGUCAGAGUUGCAGUGGUGUCAAAGUCAUUUGAAGGACAAACAGACAAGACAGAGGAGUGGUACGGCACACAGUACAAACAGGAGUCCAUCUCUGAAGAGACCCUCGAGAAAUGGGCGAGUGCAGACCUCAACGGCAAGUUCAAAUUACCCAUGAAAAACGAGUUCAUCCCCACCAGCUUUGAGAUCUACCCUCUUGAGAAAGACGCUCCAUCAGUCCCCACUUUAAUCAAGGACACUGCUAUGAGCAAGGUGUGGUUCAAACAGGAUGAUAAGUUUUUCCUGCCCAAGGCAUGCCUGAACUUCGAGUUCUUCAGCCCGUUUGCGUAUGUGGACCCAUUGCAUUGUAACAUGGCAUAUUUAUACCUGGAGCUCCUCAAGGACUCCCUCAACGAGUAUGCAUAUGCAGCCGAGCUAGCUGGCUUGAACUAUGACCUCCAAAAUACCGUCUAUGGGAUGUAUCUGUCAGUGAAAGGUUACAAUGACAAACAACACAUCCUGCUGAAGAAGAUCAUCGAGAAGAUGGCCACGUUCGAGAUCGAUGAGAAGCGCUUUGACAUCAUCAAAGAGGCGUACAUGAGGUCUUUGAAUAACUUCAGAGCCGAGCAGCCUCACCAGCACGCCAUGUACUACCUCCGUUUGCUAAUGACCGAGGUUGCUUGGACCAAAGACGAGCUCAGAGAAGCUCUGGAUGAUGUAACUCUCGCACGCCUCAAGGCCUUCAUACCUCAACUCCUGUCACGAUUACAUAUCGAAGCCCUUCUCCACGGCAAUAUCCCCAAGGAGUCGGCUCUUGGCAUGAUGCAAAUGCUGGAGGACACGCUCAUUGAGCACGCUCACACAAAGCCCCUCCUCCCCAGCCAACUCAUUCGCUACAGAGAGGUGCAAGUUCCAGAUGGUGGCUGGUAUGUUUACCAGCAGAGGAACGAGGUGCACAACAACUGUGGCAUUGAGAUCUACUAUCAGACAGACAUGCAGAGCACCAACGACAACAUGCUGCUGGAGCUAUUCUGUCAGAUCAUCUCGGAGCCCUGCUUCAACACACUGAGAACCAAAGAACAACUGGGCUACAUCGUCUUCAGCGGGCCUCGGCGGGCUAACGGCGUGCAGGGCCUGCGCUUCAUCAUCCAGUCGGAGAAGGCGCCGCACUAUUUGGAGAGCCGCGUGGAGGCUUUCCUUUGCACCAUGGAGAAGUCUGUGGAGGAGAUGAGCGACGAAGCCUUCCAGAAACACAUCCAGGCACUGGCCAUCCGCCGCCUGGACAAACCCAAGAAGCUGUCGGCUGAGUGCGCCAAGUACUGGGGAGAGAUCAUCUCUCAGCAGUAUAACUUCGACAGAGAUAACAUUGAAGUUGCCUAUCUGAAGACUCUGACUAAAGAAAACGUCAUGCAGUUCUACCGAGAUCGUCUGACAGUCGAAGCCCCCAGGAGACACAAGGUGUCGGUGCACGUCCUCUCCAGAGAGAUGGACUCCUGUCCCAUCGUGGGAGAGUUCCCCGCCCAGAAUGACGUCAACCUUGCCCCUGCUCCCUCCCUGCCACAGCCCACGCUGGUUCAGGACAUGACCGAGUUCAAGAGGAGCCUGCCUCUCUUCCCGCUGGUCCGGCCUCACAUCAACUUCAUGGCUGCCAAACUGUGAGCGAGGCUGUCGGCUAGACACGCAGCUGACAGGGAGGGGAGGACAACCGCGAGGGACCUGCUGCUCCCUCAACUCCCCCCUCCCCCCUCCCCCCUCCCCCCUUUCCUCUUUCCGUCAGGAAGACUUUCAUCUGACUGAGCCUGCAUGAGCGUGUGUGUGUGUGUGUUUGAGAGAGUGUGUGUACACGUGUAGCAGGCUGCAGCCACUAGAAGAGAAGCUUGGAAACAGUCGUGUGUGUUUGAAUCGCAGAGUUAGCCUCUGGUCGUCUGUGUAUCUGUGAUGACCGAGUCACAGCAGAAUCACCUCAUGUUAAAGGAGACAAACACUCAUCACAGCAGCAGGUAGGGCGGCCGUAGAAACACGUCUUGUUAAAUAUAGUUUUAAUUGACCUUUUUUCAGAGAGUGCUGGUUUAUUGUGACGAGCUGUAGAGGUCACACUCACACACAGACACACACAGACACACACAGACACACACACACACACACACACACACACAGAGUAGCUCCAUGAAGGUCUCUAAUUUGAUGGACUCAAAUGUUUAACUUUAAAUUCUCCUGAAACAUGAAGACACACACUCAACAGAUUAUUUUAUUCAACUUUAUGCAUUUCUGAAGAGUCUCUGCCUUUCUCAUUCUGGUUUUAAUCAUUUUCACAGGUUUUGACAUGUUAGUUUGCUUGUACUGGUAAAAUGUUGGGAGCCUUUGAGGAGCAGUUUGAUCAGAGAAUCACGCCUGUGAGAAUUCGGUUUUAACGUUUUAUUGCAUUUUACAGUAGAAGUGUGUAAGUCAGACAUCUCAGGGGAACUUCCAUGCUGUUUUUUACUUUACAUUUCACUAGUGAUGGAUUAUAAAUAAAAAAACAAAACACUUUGAUCAUCA
This is a messenger RNA of Labrus bergylta (ballan wrasse), 4065 nucleotides long. It is a transcript of the gene ide, whose product is annotated as insulin-degrading enzyme. Gene Ontology annotation, biological process: peptide catabolic process; amyloid-beta metabolic process; hormone catabolic process. The record is from RefSeq and is a predicted model, not a curated record. Gene Ontology annotation, cellular component: mitochondrion; cytosol; peroxisomal matrix. Lineage: Eukaryota; Metazoa; Chordata; Actinopteri; Labriformes; Labridae. Gene Ontology annotation, molecular function: metal ion binding; metalloendopeptidase activity.